This is a messenger RNA of Amphibalanus amphitrite, 3133 nucleotides long. It is a transcript of the gene Alg9, whose product is annotated as alpha-1,2-mannosyltransferase ALG9-like. Gene Ontology annotation, biological process: protein N-linked glycosylation. Gene Ontology annotation, molecular function: alpha-1,2-mannosyltransferase activity. Bases 260 to 2101 code for a protein of 613 amino acids. The record is from RefSeq and is a predicted model, not a curated record. NCBI's taxonomy places the organism in Eukaryota, Metazoa, Arthropoda, Thecostraca, Balanomorpha, Balanidae. The transcript is spliced from 2 exons. Gene Ontology annotation, cellular component: endoplasmic reticulum membrane.
UUUCAUGACGCGUUGUCGACAUUGGCUGGCGCAACAAUUUUCACCGGCGGGCCGUGUAUUACAUUGACAUGGUGAUGAGUCUGAACUCAACAAAACCUUUAAGAGAAGAAAGGCCAAUGCUUAUUGAUGACUCAGAUUUGAUGGAGAGGUUGAUUUAAUGAUAGAUUUCCCUGGCUCUGAUAUCAGAGCCACUGCAUUCAGCUGAAUAAAACAAGGCAGAAGUAGUCAGAGAAACUCACAUCCGUCAAACUCAAUAAUCAUGGCACCGCCGACCCGCAACCGGAAGACGGCCUCGCGGAAGGAGAUGCGCAGGGAGCUGCGCCAGCAGCGGCAGAGCCGCGACCCAGCCGGCGGCGAGACGGCGGCGCCGCCCCCCUCGGCACCGCCGCGGCCGCCGCUGGCACCGUCCGGCCUCGAGCCGUGGACGCCGAGCGGCUACACGGCCUUCAAGGUGAUCCUCUCGGCCCGACUCUGCGCCGCCAUCUGGAACAACAUCCAGGACUGCGACGAGACGUUCAACUACUGGGAGCCGACGCACUACCUGCUCUACGGCACCGGCCUGCAGACCUGGGAGUACGCGCCGCGGUUCGCGCUCCGCUCCUACGCCUACCUGUUAGUGCACGCAUUGCCGGCGCACCUGUACGCCGCCCUGCUCCAGAGCAACCGUCUGCUGGUGUUCUACUUCCUGCGCUGUGUGCUGGGCCUGGCGUGCUCGCUAUGUGAGGUGUACUUCUACCGCGGCGUGUGCAGAGAGUUCGGUGCCAACAUCGGCAGGCUGACGCUGGGCUUCUUGGUGCUGUCGGCGGGGAUGUUCAUCGCUAGCGCUGCCUACCUGCCCUCCAGCUUCGCCAUGUACAUGACGCUCGUGUCGAUGGGCGCCUGGUUCCGUCAACACUAUCCGCUGGCCAUAUUCGCCACCGCCGUGUCGACCCUGCUCGGUUGGCCGUUCGCUGCCCUGCUGGGUGCACCCAUCGCGUUGGACGUGCUGUUCCGACAGCGUCAGAUCUGGCUGUUCGUCAAAUGGUCGUUGGUGAGUCUGGUGGUACUCGUGGCGCCCAUGACCAAGAUCGACUCGGACUUGUACGGAAGGCUGGUGUCUGCGCCACUGAACAUCGUCACCUACAACGUGUUUUCGAAGACGGGAGCGAACCUGUACGGCACGGAACCUCUGUCGUACUACCUGGUGAACGGCCUGCUCAACUUCAACAUCGGCUUCCCGCUGGCUCUGGCGGCGCUGCCAGCCUGCGCGCUGGUCAGUCUGAUCAUCGGCCUGCCGCGUAAGAGCCCUCUCUAUCUGCCCAGCUGGCUCGGGCUGCUGCCUCUCUACCUCUGGCUGGCGGUGUUCGGCGCCCAGGCACACAAGGAGGAGCGCUUCCUGUUCCCGGCGUACCCGCUGCUGUGUCUGGCGGCGGCCGUGUGCCUGGACUCGUUACAGAAGCUGUGGUACCACCUGCUGGUCAGCGCCAAGGCGUCUCAUUACCUCCAGCGCACCGGCUGGCUUGCAGUGAGUGUCCUGGCCUUAUACGGCACCGCCUCCCUAUCCAGGAUCGUCGGCCAGUACCGCGCCUUCCACGCACCCUUCGACGUGUUCAUGGAACUGAACCGUAUGGCCGCCGAGGACAUGACCAAACCUCGCCAGGCCCUCAUGGUGUGCGUUGGCAAGGAGUGGUACCGCUUCCCGUCCAGUUUCUUCAUCCCAGAGCUCGAGUGGCGUCUGGGCUUCCUGGAAUCAGAGUUCCGCGGGCAGCUGCCUCAAUACUACGCCGCCGGGCCUAAUGGCACUCGCAUCGAACGAGACGGCUUCAACGACCGGAACGCGGAAGAGCCGAGUCGGUACGUGUCCGCGACUCAGUGCCAGUUCCUCGUGGACGCCGACACUCCCGCCUCACCGCGUGAGCCGGCGUACUCGCGUCAGCCACACCGCUGGACAGUGCUGCACUCGACACCUUUCUUAGACGCGUCGCGAUCGAACCGGUUACUGCGCGCGUUCUACGUUCCGUUUCUGACGGAGAAAUACUGUAGCUAUGUGAACUACAACCUGUUAGUGAAUAACACGUGGAAAGACCGGCUGAUACCACCCAGGACAGAACGAUCCGAGUGAGGGGGAUAUCGUGAGCGGAGCCAGUACGAUGGCUGUGCCCGGAGUCAGAGUGGUAUCGUGAUGGCGAGAGGACGCUAUGGGAGUGUGCGCGGAGCGGGGAUGGGUACAGUGGUGGUGGCUGGAUUGUGAAAGGACACUGGGAAUGUGGUGUGUCAUGGGCGCAGCCAGAGCGAUGCUGGCGUGGUGGCUGGGUGUGUCCGUGUGCGAACGGUGGGCAUUUUUGCACUGGUGACCGGGGGACUGGUUUGUCGUGUUCGCCGGCUGACGCGUACAAACUAGUAGCGACAAAUGAUUUUUGCUGAUUGUAAGCGAACCCACGAUAUACGUAUGUCACUACCGAUACGUAUUAAAUUAGUUACAAAUAUCAACCAGGCUUAUAUAUCUAGGCUUGGUGACACGACACUACAAAGACAAUCCACAAGCGAAUCACUCAUCUUGCGUGAGUGAUUCCGCAUGAGGCAUAGGUUGGAGCGCGGUGUGUGGUGCGGACUGGAUCAGGGCUUAUCGGUCGGUUGGUGCCUCGCGACAGGACUGGGGUGCAGGUGGGAGUCGACAACGCGCAGGCGAUGCAACGAGCUUAUGCAUGGUUGGUAAUCCCGGUGCGUAGUUGUGCGCGUGUGCGUGUGCGAGAGCGACAACAUGGCUAGUUUUUCUAGUCGAUUUCCAUUAAUUCUAUGACAUAAAAAUAAGUUUAUCGCGGAAAUCGCCAAUAUCUAUGGUAAAUGUGAUUGGUUGGGUGCACAGUGUUGGUAUCCUUAGUUGUGAUACGGUCCUUGUAGUAUAACAACGCAUUGCAAUGUCAUAUUGAUGCCCGUAAACGGUAUGAAUAUAAACUUUUAGUAGGUAUGCGAGUGUGUUACUCGCGGAAUCCUACUUCUGUGAAUGCAGGCUCGUUAUACCCGUGUCCGGGUAGACCUCACGCUCGGGAUAUCUGCGUUAGCUAAUGAAUGUUUUCAAACGAACACCUGCAUCCUUAAGGCGAUAGGGUAUGGUAUUGCUUCUGUGAAUAACAUGACCAAGGUUUUCAUGCUA